UUAAAAACCAAAAGACACCGAGGUCAAAAUACUCUCUUUCUUUCUCUAAUGGCGGCCAAGAAGAGCACCACCUUCAAGACUACUUCUGCUCUAAUGUCUCAAGCUGCCCAUUAUCCUCUACUUAGUCCUUUCCUUUGACAUUCUUUUUAUCAAAACCUACAUUUUAUGCUCUGCAGUAUAGCCAAACAACCCACUCCAUAAAAAGAGAAGAAACUAAGACCUCCCUCUCGGUUUUCGUGUUCCACUUAAACUUUUGUCAAAAACCCAUUAUCUCUCUCAUUCCAAGAAAGAAAAAAACAGAAAACAAGAAAACAAAAGGAGACAACUUGGCUUGAACCAAAGCAAUUUCUUUGAGAUCUGUUUUUGUUGUUCUUGCCUUUGGUUUUUUUGUUUUAUACUUAUUGACUUGUUAAUUUCUUCUUCUUGGAUUCUUGAAAAGAUUUUGAAGUUGGAAGUAAAAUGGGAAGUAAAUGGAGAAAAGCAAAGUUAGCUUUGGGUCUAAAUCUUUGUGUUUAUGUACCAAGAACUCUAGAAGAUUCACCACCGCCAGCAAGUGAGAGAUUAUCUGAUGCUGCUUUGCUUUCACCUACAACUUGGGAUUCAAGGCCAAUGACACCUACACCUUCUUCACAUGGUCUAAAGUGGUCCAAGAGUGGAAGCAAAUCAUCAAAGCAAACCUGCUCAAUAUGCCUGACCAAGAUGAAACAUGGAGAUGGCCAUGCUAUUUUUACUGCUGAAUGCUCACAUUCCUUCCAUUUCCACUGCAUCGCGUCAAAUGUGAAACAUGGCAACCAAAUUUGUCCAGUUUGUCGAGCAAAAUGGAAAGAAAUCCCCCUGCAGGCUCCCAGUUUGGAUCCUCUGCCUGGCAGAGGAUCUAUCAAUGCAGUAGGGUGGCCUCACAAUGAUGCUUUGAUGACUGUGGUUCGCAGGUUACACCCUCCGCCUCGUCGAGAUCUGAAUCGGCGACACAUAGUUCCAUUACUCCAAGCUCCCGAGCCUACUGUAUUUAACGAUGAUGAAUCCUUAGAUCUCCAACCCACAUUUGCUGACAGAAGUUCUGACAAUGAAGAUGCUGCUCCUCAGAAUUCUGCUAGCACAAUAGAGAUCAAAGCAUACCCAGAAGUUUCAGCUGCAUCACGAUCCAAAUCAUACGAUAACUUCAUUGUGUUGGUCCAUCUCAAAGCUGCUGCUACUAUUACAAGACAAAAUCCAAGAAGAAACCAGGCUAGCUUGCCUCAACUGUCUCAAACUCCUCGAGCUCCAGUUGACCUAGUCACAGUUCUUGACAUCAGUGGUAGCAUGGCAGGUACAAAGCUAGCAUUGCUUAAACGAGCUAUGGGAUUUGUAAUACAGAACCUUGGCUCCAAUGACAGGCUCUCAGUUAUUGCCUUCUCUUCCACUGCCCGCCGUCUCUUUCCCCUCCGUCGAAUGUCUGAUACAGGCCGGCAGCAGGCACUUCAAGCUGUCAAUUCUCUGGUUGCAAAUGGUGGCACUAACAUUGCUGAAGGCCUGAGAAAGGGUGCAAAAGUAAUGGAAGACCGAAGGGAAAAGAAUCCUGUGGGAAGUAUAAUACUGCUAUCAGAUGGGCAAGAUACAUACACUGUGAGCAGCUCUGGGAAUAACCAACCUCAGCCAAAUUACCGGUUACUUCUGCCUUUAUCUAUUCAUGGUGGUGACACUGGAGGGUUUCAGAUUCCAGUGCAUGCUUUUGGUUUUGGUGCAGAUCAUGAUGCUUCAUCAAUGCAUUCUAUCUCAGAAAUAUCUGGAGGCACUUUCUCUUUCAUUGAAACUGAAUCUGUAAUCCAGGAUGCAUUUGCACAAUGCAUUGGCGGACUUUUAAGUGUUGUGGUGCAAGAGUUGCAGGUUAGAGUGGAGUGUGUGCACCCCGAUAUCCGCCUUAGCUCUCUUAAAGCAGGAAGUUACCCAAGUCGUUUGAUGACUGACGCGAGCUUGGGCUUUAUCGAUUUUGGAGAUUUGUAUGCUGAUGAAGAGAGGGAUUUUCUGGUUUCAAUAAAUGUUCCAGCAGAGCCUUCGGGAAAUCAAACAUCACUUCUAAAGGUGAGAUGUGUUUACAAGGAUCCUUUAUCUAAAGAAAUGUCAACCUUAGAAAGUGAAGAAGUUAGGCUUAACAGACCUGAAAUAUCUGGAGAAGCAGCAGUGUCUAUUGAAGUGGACAGGCAACGCAACAGGCUUCAAGCAGCUGAGGUAAUGUCACAAGCAAGAACUGCAGCAGAGCAAGGAGAUCUGGCUGGUGCAGUUUCUAUACUUGAAACUUGCCGAAGGAUAUUGUCAGAAACCAUUUCAGCUAAAUCCCAUGACCGAUUAUGCAUUGCAUUAGAUGCAGAGCUAAAAGAGAUGCAAGAGAGGAUGGCAAGCAGGCAUGUGUAUGAAGCAUCUGGCAGAGCUUAUAUUCUGUCCGGUCUAAGCUCACACUCAUGGCAAAGAGCAACAGCAAGAGGAGAUUCAACUGAUGGUUCGAGUCUUGUUCAAUCGUAUCAAACCCCAUCAAUGACUGAGAUGCUUACUCGAUCUCAGGCUAUGUUACUCGGUAGUCCAUCAGCUCAGAGGCUUGUUCAGCCAUUGUGGUCUUUUGGCUCACAACCAAAUCCAAGGUGACAUUUUACCAUGCGGCUACAAGUGCCUUUUUCCCUUUUUUUUUUUUGUUUUUCUAUUUGGGCUAGAAGGGACAAAUUAGAAAGAUAAGGAGAGGGUUCUUUUGACUGUGAUUUCGCUUGUAUCACAUGUAAAUGAAUAAAAACAAGGGUAAAAUGUGAAGGGAUAUAUUUGGAGGUAAAAGAAAGGUACACCUAGGUAGGGUUUAAGUCUUUUGGUGCAUUUGAUUGUGUUUUUGAAGGGUUGAUGUACAUAAGGAGAGACGGUAUUUUUAUCUGGGAGAAAAAAUGGGUAUAAGUUUGUAAUUGUGGAGAUGAAUGGGGUGAAGUUUUUGCCUAAUAUAGUUUUACCUGCUCUCAAUUCUUUUCAGAGUUCAUUC
This is a messenger RNA of Jatropha curcas, 2992 nucleotides long. RefSeq names its product E3 ubiquitin-protein ligase WAV3. NCBI's taxonomy places the organism in Eukaryota, Viridiplantae, Streptophyta, Magnoliopsida, Malpighiales, Euphorbiaceae. The record is from RefSeq and is a predicted model, not a curated record.